GGCAGGAACAACAACAUCCUGGGCCUGUGACGGAUUGAGUUGCCAUCACAACAAUUGCCCCUUUUCCAGCUGACCUUUUGUGUUUGAAGCCAGAUUGGGCUUUGCCAGACUUCAUUCUGAAGAGCAAAAAUGCACUCUGCGUGAGCGGGCAUUUGUACAACUCUUCUGUGGCUAAACCGGCGAUCCGAUACCGCUUGUCGAUAAGAUCAACCACCUGGGCCCCCAAGGUGCCCGCCAAGGCUUGCUUCCCGUCUCCGAGACUGUACAUACAUACAUCAUUCUCGACUUGUCUCCGACUCCUAGGACGACCCUGUACCCGAUUCUUGACUGUCGAACUUGCGCUUCGCUGCGCCGGCGGAUUCCAGCAACAUGUCUUUUCUUUUUGGGCGGACGCGCACAAGGACCAAUGCGACCGACCUGCCCAAGCAGGCAAGGGAGCAUAUCUCCAAGUUGGAGGGACCGCAAGGAGGGCCAAAGGCAGAUGAGCUAGCAAAGGUUCUAUCGCAAAUCAAAAUGGUUCUCCAAGGCACUCCCGAAGCCGAACCCUCCCCCGAACAAAUCUACCAAUUGAUCACCGGUAUGAUCGAAGAAGAUGUCCUCUACCUCCUCGCCGCCAACCUCCACCGUCUCCCCUUCGAAUCUCGAAAAGAUACCCAAGUCAUCUUCUCCUACAUCUUCCGGUUCCGCACCCCCGCCGGCGUUCAGAAACCCGAACCCUUAGCCCUGGCCUGGGUGGUAGAAAAGAGACCGCAAGUACUGGUCGAGCUAUGCAAGUCGUACGAUCACAAGGAGAGCGCUACGCCGGCUGGGACAAUACUGCGCGAGGUUCUCAAGAAUGAGGCCGCCGCUGCGGUGAUACUGUACGACGACGGCGACGAGAUGGGGUCCAGCUCGAGGGGCUUGGGCGCUAUCAACCCCGAAAGGCCACAAACUGGCAACGGGAUUUUCUGGAAGUUUUUUGAGUGGAUAGAUAAGAGCUCUUUUGAGGUGGCGGCGGAUGCUUUUACCACGUUUAGAGAACUCCUCACGAAACACAAAGAACUCGUCCCAAAAUACCUCGCCGUCAACUUUGACCUCUUCUUCUCUCGGUACAACUCGGUCCUGGUUCAAUCCAACAGCUACGUCACCAAGCGGCAGUCGAUCAAACUGCUCGGCGAGAUAUUGCUCGACCGAUCAAACUACAACGUCAUGACCGCCUACGUCGACAGGGGGGAGCAUCUGAAGAUCUGCAUGAACUUGCUCAGAGACGACCGGAAAAUGGUGCAGUAUGAGGGGUUCCACGUUUUCAAAGUCUUUGUGGCGAACCCGCACAAGAGCGUGCCGGUGCAGAAGAUAUUGCUGAUGAACAGGGAGAAGUUGCUGCACUUUUUGAGUCAUUUUCUAGAGGACAGGACGGACGAUGAGCAGUUUAUUGACGAGAGGGAGUUUUUGAUCAAGCAGAUUAGGAACAUGCCGAGUCAGCCUGUUCAGCCGCAACAUCGGUAGGGCCGAGGUGGUGGUGGUGAGGAGGGGCGACAGCACUAUCAGCAGCAGUAUCGGGAGUAUCAGGAGCAGCGGGGGAGGUUGCAGCAGCAGUGUGAGCAGCAGGAGAGGCGCCAGCAGCAGCAGCAGAGGCGGGUUUAAAGGUGCCUAGGUUGGUUGGGAUUGUUUGGGAUGGAUGGAUUGAGAUUGGUGGAAAUCAAAUUGGGUUGUUGUUGUUUGGUUGGUUUUGUUUGUGUAUUGAGGGAUCGAUGGGCCCCGGUUAGGGUGGGCUGGUUGUUCGGUCGGGUUGGGUUUUUAGGUGUUGGGUUUUUGCAUCAUGUGAGAAAAUGGGAGGAGUUUUUUUUAGAGAGAGUGUGAAAGAGAAAUAAACGGUAAUGUAAUUACCUCGAGAGUAAGGGAGAGAAAAAGAUAAAGUACUACUGGGACAGACAGAUACAACAAUCAUUGUGGUCUUACUGUAGGGGGGAGGUUUGGAGAAAAGGGUAGCUUGUGUAGUUUGCAUUGUCAGAUGAGAGGAGACGAUGGGGCCUGGUACCUGGUAAAGAUACUGUAGAUAGUUUUCAACUAUAAUGUUCCCAAUAUGACCACUGA
Messenger RNA from Podospora pseudopauciseta, 2073 nucleotides. RefSeq names its product Hym1p (gene HYM1). The transcript has 4 exons. Gene Ontology annotation, biological process: intracellular signal transduction. The record is from RefSeq and is a predicted model, not a curated record. Lineage: Eukaryota; Fungi; Ascomycota; Sordariomycetes; Sordariales; Podosporaceae. The coding region runs from base 370 to 1485 and encodes 371 amino acids. Gene Ontology annotation, molecular function: protein serine/threonine kinase activator activity.